CUUAUUGUUAGGAGUUUUGUUGUUGAUGAAUCUUGAUAAUGGUCAUGAUAGUUGUAGUGGAAGUUUGUGAAUUUCUGGCAAUGUUACUACAGGGGACUUUUGUGUGAUUUCUGUAAAACAUAACAGUACUACUGAUUUUGAUGGCAACAUCACCAUCUCCAAACUCAUCAUCACCUUCUUCUUCUGCUGCUGCUGACCCACCUGUGGCCACCACUGCUGCUCCCCAGCCUCAGCCAUUUCCACCUCCUCCAGAUUCUAAUUCUGCUGCUCAGCCUAAUGCAGCUCCUGCUACCCCUUCUGCUAUUACUGCUAAACCUCCUUCUGAAGCUCCCACUAGUUCUACCAAUUCAACAUCAUCGCCUCCUCCUCCUGCUAAUUCGCCACCCCCUUCCUCUAGUCCUCCUCCAUCGACACCGAUUCCAUUAAGUCCACCUACACUAACACCACCGACAAGUACUCCUCCACCUGCACCACCGGCAGGUCCUCCUAAUACAACGCCACCGUCAAGUCCCCCUACACCUAUACCCCCAAAAAGUCCUCCUAUACCCCAAACUAGUCCUCCUCCUCCACCAAGUCCAUCACCUCCUUCUGUACCUCCACCUACACCCGCAACAACUCCACCUGCACCACCAUCAAAUCCUCCCACACCACCAGCAAGUCCUCCUACACCCCCAACAAACCCACCAGUUAGUCCUCCUACGCCACCAGCAAGUCCUCCUAAACCAUCUUCAAGUCCUCCUACGUCACCAGCAAGUCCGCCUAAGCCCCCAACAAAUCCUCCUACACCGCCAGCAAGUCCACCUAAGCCAUUGCCAAGUCCUACGCCACCCAAGCCAUUGCCAAGUCCUACGCCACCAGCAAGUCCACCCAAGCCCCCAGCAAGUCCUCCACCUACACCACCCUCUGAUCCACCAAAGAUUCCUGCAGUUCCUCCAUUGAAUUCUCCUCCCAAUUUGCCUUCACCACUCCCAGGAAAAAGACUCUCCCCUCCACCUUCAUCAAUACCUUCUCCUCCUUCACCUCCUCAAGUACCAGUGCCUCCAUCAGGUAAUCCGUCUACAAACAACUCUAAUAAGCCCUCGACCUCGAAUUCUGAAGAUAAUGGUGGCAUUGGUAUUGGAGGGACCGUAGCUGUUGUUUUGAUAAUAGGUCUCAUACUGCUUAGUGCAUGUGGAACAGUUAUUUGGUGUGUCAGAAAGCGAAAGAAGAAAUCUUCUGCAGUUAAUGGUGGUCAUGUUUUACCAACCUCACGGAGCUCUUCUCCAAAAUCAGAUUCAGGCUUACUAAAAGCACAGGCAUCAGCAGCCCAUGGUGAGAAUGGUAGUGGCAGUGGAUUUGUAUAUUCGCCAGCAGAGCCUGGUGGAUUGGGUAAUUCGAGAUCGUGGUUUACUUAUGAAGAACUUUUGGAGGCUACAAAUGGAUUUUCGGAGCAGAAUCUACUGGGUGAAGGUGGAUUUGGCUCUGUGUACAAAGGCUACCUACCAGAUGGAAGAGAGAUAGCAGUAAAGCAACUGAAGAUUGGAGGUGGACAGGGAGAACGAGAAUUUAAAGCAGAAGUUGAGAUAAUUAGCCGUGUACACCACCGGCAUUUGGUUUCCUUAGUCGGUUACUGCAUUUUUGAAAAUCAAAGGAUGCUUGUGUAUGACUAUGUCCCCAACAACAACUUGUACUUCCAUCUUCAUGGGGAAGGCAUGCCAGUAAUGAAGUGGGAAACACGCGUAAAGGUUGCCAUUGGUGCAGCUCGUGGAAUUGCUUAUCUCCAUGAAGAUUGUAAUCCUCGCAUAAUUCAUCGAGAUAUCAAGUCAUCAAAUAUUCUUUUAGAUAACAACUUUGAAUCACGGGUUUCUGAUUUUGGGCUUGCAAAACUUGCUUUGGAUGCAAAUUCACAUAUAACAACACGUGUUAUGGGAACCUUCGGAUACAUGGCUCCUGAAUAUGCAGCUAGUGGUAAAUUGACUGAAAAAUCUGAUGUUUAUUCUUAUGGCGUUGUGCUUCUGGAACUAAUUACUGGACGCAAGCCUGUGGAUUCUUCUCAACCCUUGGGAGAUGAAAGUUUAGUUGAAUGGGCUCGACCCUUGCUUGGUCAUGCACUUGAGACAGAGGAUUUUACAGCAUUGGCAGAUCCAGGGCUUGAAAAUAACUAUGUCGACAUUGAGAUGUUUAGACUGAUUGAGGCUGCUGCAGCUUGCGUGCGACAUUCAGCUGUGAAGAGACCACAAAUGGGGCAGGUUGUGAGAGCAUUUGAUAGCAUGGUCACUGCAGACUUAACCAACGGUAUGAGAGUCGGUGAAAGUGAGGUAUUCAACUCUGCAGAACAAUCUGCAGAAAUCAGAUUGUUUAGGAGGAUGGCAUUUGGUAGUCAAAAUUACAGUACAGAUUACUUUAGUCAAGGUAGUAAAAAUAGUCAUUUGCCCUGAUGUACAUUUCUUGUAUAGCUCAAUUAUUUAGAUAUAUCUAGAAAGUGUCAAAAUAAAGCAGAUUUGCUGCUCAGCUGAGAGAGGUACGAGUUACCUCAGUUUUGAACUCCAAUAGAUAGAAAAGAAGAGAAGCUCGGAAUUUAAUUUUGCAAGUAA
Messenger RNA from Daucus carota subsp. sativus, 2573 nucleotides. Its product is annotated as proline-rich receptor-like protein kinase PERK9. Gene Ontology annotation, molecular function: ATP binding; protein kinase activity. Lineage: Eukaryota; Viridiplantae; Streptophyta; Magnoliopsida; Apiales; Apiaceae. The record is from RefSeq and is a predicted model, not a curated record. The transcript is spliced from 8 exons. Bases 141 to 2417 code for a protein of 758 amino acids. Gene Ontology annotation, biological process: protein phosphorylation.